Molecule: messenger RNA, 1242 nt
Organism: Saccharomycopsis crataegensis
Lineage: Eukaryota; Fungi; Ascomycota; Saccharomycetes; Ascoideales; Saccharomycopsidaceae
Exons: 1
Coding region: 1-1242 (413 amino acids)
Biological process (GO): DNA-templated transcription
Molecular function (GO): DNA binding; DNA-directed RNA polymerase activity
Source: RefSeq, a predicted model, not a curated record
AUGGUAGGUAAUUGCAAAUAUUUGGCUUUAAGACAUCAAGUAGAAGAUAAAUUACAAUAUUGUAAUAACGAUAGUUUAGAUAUAAUAAGUAAACAACCUAAAGAAGGUAAGAAAAAUAAAGGAGGUCUUAGAUUUGGACAAAUGGAAAGAGAUGUUUUGUUAGCUAUAAAUGCUUUUAAUACUAUAAAAGAGAUUUGGAAUAUAGAUCAAAUAGAAAUACCUAAAUCUAAAGACACAGGAUUAUUUUAUUCUAAUAAAAAUUCAGAAAUGAUCAAAACGAACCAAUAUUUUAUAAUUUGUUUAAGUUAUUUAAGAUCUUUAGGUUAUGACAUCUCUUUAAAAAAUGAUACUUACUCUAUUAUAGAUUUUGAUCUGUCAAUCUUGCCUAUUUCUAAAGAAAAAUAUUUCGGUUCUGAUGACCCUUCCGAUUUAAGAAUUUAUAGAGAUAUAGUUGUUUUACCUAAUUGUUUAAGAAAUAAUGUUAUAAAUUCUUUAUUAUCUAAACCAAAUAUAAAUGUUAAAGCUUUGCAUAAAGAAUACAAAAAAUUAUUAAUAAAUAAAAAUGGAGCUUUUCAUAAAUUUUUUGAAGGACAUAGAUCUAAUCAUUGUUUUAGAUCAGUUAUAUCUCCUGAUCCUAAUUUACCUUUAGACGUAGUAAAAAUACCUUAUGGAGUUAAUAUAGGUACUAAUAUAUGUAUUUUGAAUAGGCAACCUACAUUAAAUACAAGUUCUAUGAGAUUUAUGAAAAUUCAAUAUAAAGAAGAUAAAACAAUAUCUUUUAAUCCGUUAUUAUGUAAAUCAUUUAAUGCUGAUUUUGAUGGAGAUGAAAUGAAUUUAUAUGGAUUAAUGGAUAAAAAUUUAGAAAAAGAAUUAAAAGUUUUGAAUAAAGAAGGUGAUCCUGUACAAGAUUAUGUUUUAUGCGAUUAUUUAAGUUUAAAAGAUUUAAAUGAACUUACUUUUUAUGGAAUAACUUUUAGUGAAAAUGAUAUAAAAAUUAUGAUAGAUAGCGGAUCAAAAGGUAAAGAAUUUAAUUAUAACCACAUGUUUAUUAAUAUAGGUAAAGUAACAUACAAUAAAAAAAUAUAUGAAAUAAAUGGUUGUUAUUAUAAAGGUAUAAACGAAUGUGAUUGGUAUUUAUUAUCUAUGAUAACUAGAAAUAAUACUGCUUCUAUAGCAUUGAAUACUCCUAUUUCAGGUUAUUUGCAAUCAGUAACUAAUCAAUUAAUAUUAGGAUCUGAAUAA